CUGUGUGCGGUUUCUUUACUGUUUGUCUGAAUAACGCAGAUUUCCGAGAUGUCUGGUCGCGGUAAAGGAGGGAAGGGUCUGGGGAAAGGAGGAGCUAAGCGGCACAGGAAGGUGCUCCGGGACAACAUCCAGGGCAUCACCAAACCCGCCAUCCGACGUUUGGCCCGCAGAGGGGGUGUCAAGCGCAUCUCCGGACUCAUCUAUGAGGAGACCCGCGGAGUGCUCAAAGUCUUCCUGGAGAAUGUCAUCCGCGAUGCCGUCACCUACACCGAGCACGCCAAGAGGAAGACCGUCACCGCCAUGGAUGUCGUCUAUGCUCUCAAACGCCAGGGGCGCGCCGCACAGCCCGUAUUCUAUCACACUUGUGUUUCAUCAGCCAUGGCAAGAACCAAGCAGACCGCUCGUAAGUCCACCGGAGGGAAAGCUCCCCGCAAGCAGCUGGCUACCAAAGCCGCCCGCAAGAGCGCCCCGGCCACCGGCGGAGUCAAGAAGCCUCACCGCUACAGGCCCGGCACCGUCGCUCUCCGAGAGAUCCGACGCUACCAGAAAUCCACCGAGCUGCUCAUCCGCAAGCUGCCCUUCCAGCGCCUCGUCCGAGAGAUCGCCCAGGACUUCAAGACCGACCUGCGUUUCCAGAGCUCCGCCGUCAUGGCUCUGCAGGAGGCCUCCGAGGCUUAUCUCGUAGGACUCUUCGAGGAUACCAACCUCUGCGCCAUCCACGCCAAGAGGAUGUCUGGUCGCGGUAAAGGAGGGAAGGGUCUGGGGAAAGGAGGAGCUAAGCGGCACAGGAAGGUGCUCCGGGACAACAUCCAGGGCAUCACCAAACCCGCCAUCCGACGUUUGGCCCGCAGAGGGGGUGUCAAGCGCAUCUCCGGACUCAUCUAUGAGGAGACCCGCGGAGUGCUCAAAGUCUUCCUGGAGAAUGUCAUCCGCGAUGCCGUCACCUACACCGAGCACGCCAAGAGGAAGACCGUCACCGCCAUGGAUGUCGUCUAUGCUCUCAAACGCCAGGGGCGCACUCUCUACGGAUUCGGAGGCUAAAUCCUCAUGAACACCUACCCACUUCCCCUACACAAAGGCCCUUCUCAGGGCCACCCA
Rana temporaria (common frog) is the source of this 1098-nucleotide messenger RNA. RefSeq lists its product as uncharacterized. The transcript is spliced from 3 exons. The coding region runs from base 49 to 1041 and encodes 330 amino acids. Gene Ontology annotation, cellular component: nucleosome. NCBI's taxonomy places the organism in Eukaryota, Metazoa, Chordata, Amphibia, Anura, Ranidae. The record is from RefSeq and is a predicted model, not a curated record. Gene Ontology annotation, biological process: nucleosome assembly. Gene Ontology annotation, molecular function: protein heterodimerization activity; DNA binding; structural constituent of chromatin.